AGAUUGAACCUCCAAAAUCUCACAAAAAAUCUCAGAAGGCUCACAGGUCGAUCAGUUAAUUGAUGAUAUAGUUCUGAGGAGGUACUGCUAUGGCUCUUGUACCAACUCGUCAAUUUCACCCAACGACAACGUUUUUUGAUUCAUUUCAAACCUCCUUCUCCAAGUUCCAUGCCACGCCCAUCCGGUUCUUCAGGUAUUCCUCCAUUACUUCCAAAAAGUACAAUUUCUAUGCAAACCAAGCUUCUGUCACGUCUGCUUCAAUCCCUGAGCAAGACCCACUUAGGAAAUCAAAUUUUUUGAGCACGAACCAACCCAUUUCUCGGUAUAGUUCGCACAAGAAUGUGUGCAGUAGUACCAGUAAUCGUAAAAGUAGUAGUAGUAAUAGUUGGGUAGAUAAAUGGAACGAAACCCACCGACAAAACCACCCGAAACCACCUCAAGCCGUGUUGAAUUACCGUAGUAUGUUGAACUCGGGCUCUGCGAAUAAUGAUGGUAAUACUGGUAGUAGUACAAUGGAGAAGAUUGUGAAGAAGUUGAAGAAAUUUGGGUACAUUGACGGUGGUGAUGAGGGUAAAGAGAAAAGGCAGGAGAUAGCUAUUGAAAAAGGGUCUGUGGAGGACAUAUUUUAUGUUGAGGAAGGACUGUUGCCUAAUUCGCGAGGUGGGUUUUCGGCGGAAUCACCAUUGGGGGUAGAAAAUGCGUUUGGAGGUGGAGAGGUGAGGUUCCCAUGGGAGAAGCCGAAGGAAGAGAAGGCGGAUGAUGGGGGUUCAGUGAGGAGAAAGAGUAGGACUUCAAUGGCUGAAUUGACUCUACCGGAUUCAGAGUUGAGGAGGCUGAGGAAUUUGACAUUCCAGAAGAAGCACAAGACAAAAAUUGGGGGUGCCGGCGUUACUCAAGCAGUCGUUGACAUGAUUCACGAGAGGUGGAAGACGGAGGAGAUUUUGAGGCUGAAAAUCGAAGGUGCAGCUGCUCUUAAUAUGAAAAGGAUGCAUGAGAUAUUGGAGAGAAAGACUGGUGGGCUGGUGAUUUGGAGGUCUGGUACUUCUAUUUCUCUGUAUAGAGGGGUAAGUUAUGAGGUUCCUAAGGUGCAAUUGAACAAACGAAUAUAUAAGAAAAAUGAAAAUUCUUCUAAUUCCUUACCACCACCUACUGAAAGAACUAUAAAAAAUCCUGCUGAAUAUGGUUCUGACAAUAAUGUGCGUGCACCCCAAUCAAAAACAACAUCUUCUGCUGAGGAGAAGAAAGACACAGAAUCAUUGCCAGAAGUGAAGUAUGAAGAUGAAGUAGACAAACUUUUAGAUGGUCUGGGUCCUAGGUACACUGAUUGGCCCGGAUGUGAUCCAUUGCCAGUAGAUGCAGAUAUGCUCACAGCAGUUGUUCCUGGUUACCAACCUCCAUUCAGAAUACUUCCUUAUGGAGUGAGAUCAAAGCUUGGAGUAAAGGAGGCAACAGAUUUACGAAGGCUUGCCAGGGUUCUUCCCCCACAUUUUGCAUUAGGUAGAAACAGGCAGCUCCAAGGUCUAGCUGUGGCCAUGGCUAAAUUGUGGGAAAGAAGUUCAAUCGCAAAGAUUGCACUUAAACGUGGCGUGCAGCUGACUACUAGUGAGAGGAUGGCUGAAGAGAUCAAGAAAUUGACAGGGGGCAUGCUGCUCUCAAGAAACAAGGACUUCUUAGUCUUCUAUAGAGGAAAGAAUUUUUUGUCACCAGAUGUCACUGAAGCUUUACUAGAAAGGGAGAGAUUGGCAAAGUCACUGCAAGAUGAAGAGGAGCAAGCACGGUUGAGAGCUUCGGCCUUGAUCAUACCAAGAGUUGAUAUAACUGGGCAAUCUGGAACUGCUGGUACACUUGGGGAAACUUUGGAUGCAGAUGCUAGGUGGGGUAAGACACUGGAUGAUCGUCAUAAGGGAAAAAUGAUGAGGGAAGCAGAAAUGAAUAGGCGAGCCAACCUUGUCAGGAAGCUUGAAAAGAGGCUUGCUUUUGCUGAAAGGAAGUUAAUGAAAGCUGAACAAGCCCUAUAUAAAGUAGAGUUGUCUUUAAAACCAGCAGAGCGGCAAGCUGACCCAGAUAGCAUAACUGAUGAGGAGAGGUUUAUGUUUCGCAAACUAGGUUUGCGGAUGAAAGCUUUCUUACUUCUUGGUAGACGUGAAGUAUUUGAUGGCACAGUGGAGAACAUGCACUUGCAUUGGAAGUACCGUGAAUUAGUUAAGAUCAUGGUGAAGGCCAAAUCUUUUGACCAGGUAAAAAGAAUUGCAUUAGCACUGGAAGCAGAGAGUGGAGGUUUGUUGGUUUCAGUAGACAAAGUUUCCAAAGGAUAUGCUAUUAUUGUAUUUCGGGGAAAGGAAUAUAAACGGCCAGCAACUUUGAGGCCAAAGAAUCUCUUGACAAAGAGGAAGGCUUUGGCACGUUCAAUUGAGCUACAAAGGCAGGAGGCUCUCCUAAAGCAUAUUUCAGCUCUGCAAAGCAAAGUGGAGACACUAAGAUCUGAAAUUGAACAAAUGGAGGUUGUGGAAGACCAAGGAGAUGAAGCAUUUUAUGACAGAUUAGAUUCUGCUUAUCCUACUGACGAUGAAGACACCGUGGAGGAAGUAGAUGAGCCUUAUCUAGAGACGUAUUACAGUGAAAAUGAGGGCGAAGAUGGCAGUGAUUUCCAAAAUCUAGAGCCCGAAACAAAAUCUGAGGUUCCUGAGCCACAUGAAUAUGCAGUUGCCAAUUCAUUGGGCAUUGAAGCUUCCAAUGUAGAAGAAGACAAUAGCUUACCUAGAUUGAGCCAAUGAACAGGAUAAGAAUAUCAGUCGGCAAGGCAGAAGACGGGGAGAUUGUCAAAGGUAUUAUGGCAAUAAGAUCUUUGAUAUAGCCGAUUACUCUGUACAAAUCUUUUGGGCAAGACCAUGUGUAGAUAGAUUUUUGUCACCUUUGCAGCAUGUAAGUUGGUCUCUUGCUCUCUUCUCAUCGUUAGAUUUAUUUAGCUACAGAUUUCUCAUACGGCAAUGAAUUUGACUUCACUUGUGGGAUGACUUAGAGCUCAUUAUUGAGAUGGCUUGCUAGUUUGCAGACAACGAUGUACUCGGAAUCCAAAAUGUAAAAAAUUUGUGUUUAUUUAACAAGCCUAUUAUGUGGUUUUCAUUA
Corylus avellana is the source of this 3126-nucleotide messenger RNA. It is a transcript of the gene CFM3A, whose product is annotated as CRM family member 3A. The record is from RefSeq and is a predicted model, not a curated record. Gene Ontology annotation, molecular function: mRNA binding. NCBI's taxonomy places the organism in Eukaryota, Viridiplantae, Streptophyta, Magnoliopsida, Fagales, Betulaceae. Gene Ontology annotation, biological process: RNA splicing, via transesterification reactions.